Menidia menidia (Atlantic silverside) is the source of this 4311-nucleotide messenger RNA. The record is from the annotation of a GenBank genome assembly. Lineage: Eukaryota; Metazoa; Chordata; Actinopteri; Atheriniformes; Atherinopsidae.
CACGACACCGGAAAUGGAUCCCCACAUACACAAAAAGAAGCUGAACCGUCAAAACAUAAACAGACAAGACAACCUUGUGUGAACGCAGUCAGCCCUUGUUAUUGUCGGUUUUUCUUUUUUUACAUAGGAAUUCAUGCACGCAUACCUAAUGUCGUGUGUUCACCGUCAGGGAAUCUUUACUCGAGGCACUUAGCUCGAUUGCUAAGUGGUGGGUUGGAGAAAACAAAUCUGCAAUAAAGAUUAGGACUAAACUAAGAAGUACGCCUCGUCGGGCCUUCGAGUAGAGGUUCUACUUUGGGACGACGCAGGACUAAAGAGAAGUGAUGGCUGAGGCUGACGGCAAAUCCACUGUGCUUAAUGGCUCUGAUGAAAAGGACCCUGGAGAAGAUCAACACACUGUGGAUGAUGCCUCUGGAACCAAAGACGGACAAACACAACCUUCCUCUGAAGAUGCUCCCAAAGAAACCGCAGAGGUAUCUGGAGACAAACCUAUGCCGGAUGUGGAACAAGAGACGGGGGCUAAGAAAGAGGGUGAGGACGACGAAGAUACAGACAGCAUGGACGGCAGCGCGCUCUACUCCUUGACUGAGGAUGGCGAAAGAGAAAGUGAGGGAGGGAGACGAGUGAAGGGCAAGGAAAAGGAUGGUGGGAAAAGGGCAGCUAGAAAGCGAAAUCGCCCCGGCGGCAACAACCACUCCUCCAGUUCUGAUGAUGAUGAUGAUGACGAUGAUGACGAUGAAGAAGAACAAAAGGAUGAGGAGGAUGAUGAUGAUGAUGAUGAUGACAACGAGGCUAUGGAGGCCUGGCUGGGCGCCGAGCUCCGUGAGAUGCGUGGCCCCGUGUGGCAGUCGGUACCCUCGCUGCGCUCCAGAGAGAUUGGCAGGGACUCGCAUCAGUUUGUGAGGCGUGUGUGUGGCGCCCGCGGCCUGGUUCAGCGGCUGGAGCUGCAGGGCCGCUUAGAGAGGCACACAGGCUGCGUCAACACGUUGCACUUCAACCCCUCUGGCACUCGCCUGGCGUCGGGCAGUGACGACCUGCGGGUGGUGAUAUGGGACUGGGCCAUCCGCCGUGCUGAGCUGGAGUUUGACAGUGGACACAAAAGUAAUGUGUUUCAGGCAAAGUUCCUGCCUCACAGUGGGGACUCCACCUUGGCCAUGUGCGCUCGUGAUGGUCAGAUCAGAGUGGCUGAGCUCUCUGCAACGCAGCGCUGCAAGAACACAAAGCGGGUAGCACAGCACAAAGGAGCUGCACACAAGCUGGCCCUGGAACCAGAUUCCCCUUGUUCCUUUCUGUCAGCUGGAGAGGACGCUGUGGUGUUUGGCAUUGACCUGCGCCUAGACCGUCCCGCCAAUAAACUUGUGGUUGUGAAGGAGGGUGAUAAAAAAGUAGGGUUGUAUACCAUCUUUGUCAACCCAGCAAAGACACACCAAUUUGCUGUUGGAGGGAGAGAUCAGUAUGUAAGGAUUUAUGACCAGAGGAAGAUAAAUGAAAAUGACAACAACGGCGUACUAAAGAAAUUUUGUCCCUCCCAUCUGGUGUCCAGCGAGUCUAAAACCAACAUAACCUGCCUUGUGUAUAGUCAUGACGGCGAAGAACUUCUUGCUAGUUACAAUGACGAGGACAUCUACCUGUUUGACUCAAACCACAGUGACGGCGCAGACUAUCGCAGGAGAUAUAAGGGACACCGCAAUAACGCCACAGUGAAGGGGGUGAAUUUCUAUGGGCCGUGCAGCGAGUUUGUGGUCAGCGGUAGUGACUGUGGACACAUCUACCUGUGGGACAAACACUCUGCUCGCAUUGUCCAAUUUAUGGAGGGCGACAGAGGAGGAGUGGUGAACUGUCUGGAGCCGCAUCCCCAUCUGCCAGGCUUGGCCACCAGUGGGUUAGACCACGAUAUCAAACUGUGGGCUCCCACAGCUGAAACCCCCACAGGACUGAAGGGUCUCAAAGAGGUGAUGAAGAAAAACAAGCGGGAGCGGGACGAAGACAGCGUGCGCCACGGUGACCAGUACGACACCCAGCUGCUGUGGUUCCUGAUGAGACACAUGAGGAACAGGAGACCAGCACGGACUCGCCGCGAGGGCGCGGAUGCCGACACAGAUGACUCCUGGAGCUCCCCUGACUCCUCAGACGAAGAGGAAGGAGGCCCCGACCACGUUCAGUGCAUGUCAUCUUGAGCCACACACAAGCAAACACGCACACAAUCACACACGCAUACACACACACUCUCUUUAUUGCCCUUGAAUUGAUGCACAUAGGCAAGCACUAUUGACACACGGGCACACUCAAAACACUGAUGAGCUACAGACUGUUCCUUUCUUUCCCUUUUUUUGUUUCUCCCUUUAUACACACACAUCCAAACAGAAAAUCAAACAUUUACAUAAACAUACCGUAGGAGCAGAGCGAUAGAGAUGCUUAUCGCCUGGUUUCCCAGCAGUUGCAAGCGUGCUAAUGAUGACAGCAGAUGGCGACACUUCCAUUUUCUUGGUGUUUGUGAGAGGAGUGCGCAGAGUUUGAGUGAGCACUCACACCCCCAUAAGCCACUCGAAGGCCCCUGCUUGUCUGUACAUUGCUGAUGUGUUUCUCAUAUCAGAAAACGGAAGUAUUGUGCAUAUAUGGCAACGAGUACCUCCAACCUUACACAACCUGUAGUGGGCUAUACUUCACCAGCACACAACCCCCCCCCUUUUGUCUUGGAACCAGACCUUUUGCUCUAUAGCUUUCUGUGCAGAUGAGGAGGGGUUCAGCGGGGAGGAAGGGCCGAGGCUUAUACCCUAAAGGUUCCUCCCUUUGUAGUUUGAACUGUGUGGGGGAGAGCCCUGCUUUGCCCUCAAGCUGAUGAAGAGUCAGAUUUUUUAAAAAGUAUAUAUGAGCUGCUAGUUGCUUUUUUUCUAAUUUGAUCUCAAUCUGGAAAUGCUGCAUGGCCCUCUCUGCUCCUUUCCAGCUGACACUACCCUCCCCAAUCACAACUGAGUGCACUUUCAAUCAGGGAUGACUUGGAGUGAGACAGACAACAUGUGCUCCGUGUGUGAUGCUGGGGGGCACUUUGCACUUGAGCGUUUUUACUUUGUGAGGAGAGGUGGUUUCCUUUUCUUCCACUAUCCUUUCUUCAGCCUCUUUCUCCUCAUCUGCCCACCUUCGUUCAGAAAUUAAUGCUCAACAGGAAAUUUAAGUUCACCUCUCAAUGAGGAAGACUGUGUUCAGCAUGUGUACAGGAAAGCCAUUAUUUCAAGCUCUGUUGGGAAACUUUUUUUUUCUCUUCUAAGAACCAGACCCGACCUGGAUCAAUCAAUUAAAACACUGCCUAAGAGCCCAGGAAGAUUGAAGGGUUGUACUUGUCUACAAAAUUCCUUUAUUAAAUGACUAAUAUUCAAUGUUUUCCUUUAUUCAACCAUUAGUCUAGAAAGAAGGAGAAAUACCUGACCUGAUUUAGUCAGGUGAAAAACCCCACCAGCGUUUCCAGAGCUAACUGUCAAUAAGCAUAAUGUAAUUCACUCAAACACAUUUUCAGCAACUAGCAUAAAGUCCCCAAUGUUUGUUUGUCCCCCCCCUGCAGACCCAGACAAAGCCCCAUUUUGCCAAUGCUUUGUUAAACUGAGUGGACGGCCUUCUCCUGGAACUUUCUCUUUAGUCAUGUUACGUUUGGCAUCAAAGUGUAAAAACCCCACAUGAUUGACAGUGUUUUUUCUUUUUUUUUUUAACCAGGUCGGGUGCUGUGUUAGCAUUAGCGCAAAUAUGGGGAUGGCAGGAGCGGCGGGGUCAAUAUGCUUGCCAGUCAUUUGAUGAGUGAGAGCGAUAAAGUCCAGCUUUUCUCAUUUUCUAUGAGAACUGUAGUUAGUUGAAUUUAUAUGUAUAUAUAUAUAAAAAUAUAUAAAAAAAGUAAAAAAAAAAAAAAAAACUUUAGAAAAUGCUGUUUGACUUAAAAAAAAAGAAAAACAAUGUCAGAACAAUGAAUUGGUAUCGAUGCAGAAGUUUAUAUUAUAUACUGUAUGAGGACGACGUACUUUUAAAUCCACGUUUUUCCUUUUCUUGACAUCCCUCUGAUAAACAGCUGCUGACAUUUCAAGUAUUCAACUUUUGAUUAUUUUUCUGGUGAAAGAAAACAAAACAAAAAAAGUAUGCUUUGAAGAUAUUGAUCCAAUAUUUGAGACAGUUUUAUCCAGAUUUUCCCACUGGCUAUUUUUGGCAUAUUGUAUAGAUAAAGAAUAAGGCUUUUGAUGAACAAUUCCUUUCCCACCUCCACCUAAUAUUGCAUUCUACCAGUUCAGUUUGAAAUAUGUACGAUUUGUGCAAUAAACAAAAAUGACUAUG